CGCCAUGGCAUGUUAUUAUAAUACACCCGGGAAUGGAUUUGCAUUGUCGCUUGUAGCGUAGUUGAAGCUAGCUGUGAAGUGUGAAUUAUGAAGACACAAUAUAAUUCAAAACCUCCUGCAGCGUCAACUUAAGCUAACGAUCCCAACAAGGAAAUGCCACACAUCUAAAAAGUUGAACUCCGUUUGUUGCCGUUUUGUUUUGUUUUACCACGAAACACGGCGAGGAGUUUUACAUUAACGUCAGAUGUGCUCUCUGCUUUCUCCAGGACAAAAAAUUGGCAGAUUACCACUAGGAGGAUGCUUGUACUUUACGUGAGCUGCUGAAGUUUCUGAGGGUGAGACAUGGAUGAAGUGAUCACUCUCAGCUCCGACAGUGAUAACGAUGACUCGGACGUGGAGAUCGUAGGCUCCUACAGCGAGAUCAAAAUCAAGACCGAUCCUCCACCCCUCACAGCGGUGCGGGUUGAUGUCGGUUACACAGGCAUCAAACUGCCAGCGCAUUAUAUAGAACUCACAGAUCCAAGAUGGACUCUUCCAGAACUGAAGCUGCGAAAAAGACAAUAUCCUGCUGCAGUGGCAGUGGUAGACUUGACUGAGAGCGAUUCAAAAGAUGGGACACAAGUGGUGAUUGAUGAUGUGCUACCAUGUGUAAAAGAAACUCAAAAUGAAAAUUCUACUUCGACUACUUCAAUCGAACUAGAUGUUAAUUUGCAGGAACGCUCUUCAGAAGACUCAACUGUCUCUCAGCCAGUACAGGAAGUAAGUAGUAACCUAACAGCAAAGCACGGGCGUUUGGAUUCGACUACUUCGAUCGAACUAGAUGUUAAUUUGCAGGAACGCUCUUCAGAAGACUCAACUGUCUCUCAGCCAGUACAGGAAGUAAGUAGUAACCUAACAGCAAAGCACGGGCGUUUGGAUUCGACUACUUCAAUCGAACUAGAUGUUAAUUUGCAGGAACGCUCUUCAGAAGACUCCACUGUCUCUCAGCCAGUACAGGAAGUAAGUAGUAACCUAACAGCAAAGCACGGGCGUUUGGAUUCGACUACUUCAAUCGAACUAGAUGUUAAUUUGCAGGAACGCUCUUCAGAAGACUCCACUGUCUCUCAGCCAGUACAGGAAGUAAGUAGUAACCUAACGGCAAAGCAUGGGCGUUUGGAUUGUGAACCACAACACCAAAAGGAGGACAGUAAAACACAUCAACUUCAAACAUCGACACCAAAUGUAAAAUUAGUACGAAUUCCUUUUCUUGAAACUCAUGUCACAGAACUGAAAAAAUCAACAUAUUCUGUCUAUGUAACCAAAGAUUGUACACAAAUGUCAUUGUGCCAUAGACAAAUGGACAAUAACACUUUACCACCAGAAUGCAUUCAUGACUUUAAGACUACCACAUCAAAUGGUCCUGACAUACAGCCUUCAGUGGAUGAGUCUGCUCCUGAGGUUGUUGAACCUCUUAUAGAAGUGAGACUACAAGAGAACAGUAAUGAAUUAAUAAGCACACAGUUACACAAUCAAAUAUCUUACUCUCUACAAAGCUCAGCAGACUUUCCCUGCAAGGAUAAAGAAAGGUCUGUCACAACCUUAAAGGAGCAAAACAGUCGAGAUGAUGAGAGGGGAGACCUUCGUCCAUCCACGCUCAUCCCGUCUCCAACACCAUGUGCCUCAUCUCAAGAUGAAGCACAGGGUUCCUUACAGAGUGAACUCCACUGCGCCGAUGUUUGCCCGCCUGCCGUUGAAUCAAGGACCGACCAGCUUGAACUGGACGGAGCAGAAUCUAGACAAGGCCACAUCUCUGAUCACUCAUCCUCUCACUCUCUUCCCAUUGAACUGGACCCCUCUCAGCCAUUCGAGCUUGAAAAUCCGCCCCACACAAGUCCUAUAUUUCAUAACCUCAAGAGCCCAGCUGAUCCAAUCCCUUCCUCUGAAGAUACACAAGCUGAAAAUACAUCUGAAAGGCAAUUUGGGGAGGGUAAUGCUGAUGAGGUCUCAAGCAGUUUUGACUUGCGCUGCAGCAUCUCUAGUGACCCUCCUCCGUCGGUGUCUAAAACUGAGGAUGUGGAUGAAGGCUCUGGGACUGGGACAUACAGGGGGGAUCUGGGGAUUGACAGUCCGGUGUCUCUCCUUUGGCAAGAUGGGAGUGAUGGAGAAGUGAAUGAGGAGAGCAGAUAUGACAUGGACUUCAGAGGGGCCAGUCGAGAGGACAGGCAUUAUGUGUGCCCAAUCACACUCAGGAAAAUGGCAGGAGCAACUCAAUCUCUGACUGACAAUGAAGACGAAGAAUUUGAAUCUCCAGAGGUGCUAUGCCGUCAGAGCCUGAGCCUAGUUUACAUUACAAUUGAUGAGAACUAUCCAGAGAGCACUUUGCAGCUCUUAUCUGACCUACUGGAGCCUGGUUAUUAUCCUCCCAAGGAUAUCAUCUCCCACCUGCUGCAUGGCAUUCUGCUGGACCCGCAGUGUCCUCGUCACCUCUGUCAGCAUGCCUUCAAUCUGCUGAUGAGGACACAGAGGCACCACAUGGCUGAUAAAAACACAGUUCCAUGGGACUGGGAGUUGUUGACCACAGUCAUGGCCAAUCAGGAGAAUACAACCAGACUUCGAUGGGAAGUUGUUCGCAUGCUCCUGGAGUACAUUGUGCAGAUCUUGGAGGACGACUUCCAGGCCAAACGUUCUAUGUCUUCUCUUCACCACUCGAUUGCCAAGGCAACAUUGUCAUGUGAUCAGCAGUUUCCACGAGUCAGGGAGGUCAUUAAGUGGCUGUUUUCUGCCAUUGUGAAAUCAACAGAACAUGGAGAGAGUAGAGAAGCAGCCAAAGACAAAGAUGAACAAAUCAGAAUGGUGUCCAUCCUUCAGAGGAUGCUGUCUCUGGCCCUUGAGGUCGACCGCUCUCCGGCUCUCAACUCUGUCAAGUUGUCCCAGGAGCUCUUCCAUAUGUUCAUCAGCAACACACCUUUACGAGCACACAGGAUGCUGUUGCUGGAGAGCCUGCAGAGCAAGCUGCUGAGAUGUAAGCUGUUGGAACAUCUGUUGGACUAUGCAUGCCCACUGAAAAUCUCUGUGCCCAUGUCACUAAGUCUGUUGCUUCACUUUCUGAAGAACUGCACUCUGACACCAGACCCAACGGAUGGUACUGAAAAGUGGCAGAAGUGGGAAGAGUUGAUCCACCUCCUUUGGAUGUUGCUACUCAGUUACAACAAAGCGAUGAAAGGUUAUCUAUGCAGUUCAGCCACUGAACAGAGAGGCAGUGCUGGCACCUUAGUCUACAAGCCGGACGACAUUGUAACAAAGCCAGCCAUUCGUGAAGCUGUGGAAUCCUUCUUGUCAAGAUCCCAGGCUGACAUCGGCCAAGCCUUACCUCUCCACAUGGAAGAGUCUCUCACUUAUCUACAAGACUACCUGCUAGAUGUCUCUCAGUGUUGACUUAAUAAACAACAACAUUGUGCUUAUGUUAUUCGAGGAAUAAUAAAUAAAUGUAUAUUUAUUUAAUAUUUAUAUUUAUGCUUUUUGUGUGUUUUUUACUUUGCAAAAGAAAAAUAUUUUUAAUGGUGUGUUUCUUUUUUGUCUGUCUCUAAUGACUGUGUGUAUGUUUGUGUACUUUAAUUUUAUAUGUCUGUUGUGGCACUAGGUCACCAGCUAUUUGAGAAAUUUACGAAGCUUUUAGUACAUUUCAAUGAAUUGUUCACAUUGUUGAGUUGAGUUUUGUUGUUACAUGUGCUGUUAAAAGAUGUGUCCAUUUUUUCCUGUUUUUCCAAUUCAGUAAUGUUUUUAAAUAAAGGUCUU
Molecule: messenger RNA, 3774 nt
Organism: Scomber japonicus (chub mackerel)
Lineage: Eukaryota; Metazoa; Chordata; Actinopteri; Scombriformes; Scombridae
Gene: simc1
Product: SUMO interacting motifs containing 1
Exons: 10
Coding region: 343-3414 (1023 amino acids)
Source: RefSeq, a predicted model, not a curated record